CUGCUCGGUACCCUCCGCCCCCCGGUCUGGGGCUCCGGGUAAAGUUUCAGCCUCCGCACGUGACUCGCCAUGGCCGCUGCUUUCGCCCCGCGCCCCUGAGCCGCGGCCCCCCAAACCGCUCCUCUCCCUGGACCCCGCAACCCCUGACGCCGAGCGGCUCCAAGACUCAGGGUCAGGGCAGACGCCGUGCUCGCGGGCGACCCGGACGGAUUGCUUCCCCCUACUGCGAGCAUCACAGGACAUGGCCUCCCCCGCCACCUAGCUGGGGCCCACCUAGGAGAGGGAUCCUUUCGGCGUCCUGAAGGCCAGCUCUGGACCUUCCUGGGAAAGUGCCAGCUCACAGAAGUGCUUGACCAAAGGACCGGCUCUUGGGACGUCCCCCAGCCCACCUGGCCCCCAACUGGAGUGGGGGCUCCAGGAGGCUGAGGUCAGCCUGCUAGCCUUGGACCGCAGCUCCAGGACAGAAGGGGGGGGUGGGCUGACCACCCAAACCCCCUCUGGGCCCAGGCCCCAUGACCCGAGGAGAGGCGGCCUGAAGCCUGCCAGAGCCUUUGGCCAGACUGUCUGCCUGCUCUUCUGACUGUGGCUGCUUGGCAUGGCCAGUAACAGCAGCUCUUGCCCGACACCUGGGGGCGGGCACCUCAGUGGAUACCCGGUGCCCCCCUACGCCUUCUUCUUCCCCCCCAUGCUGGGUGGACUCUCCCCACCAGGCGCCCUGACCACUCUCCAGCACCAGCUUCCAGUUAGCGGCUAUAGCACGCCAUCCCCAGCCACCAUUGAGACCCAGAGCAGCAGUUCCGAAGAGAUAGUGCCCAGCCCCCCCUCGCCACCCCCUCUCCCCCGCAUCUACAAGCCUUGCUUUGUCUGUCAAGACAAAUCCUCAGGCUACCACUAUGGGGUCAGCGCUUGUGAGGGCUGCAAGGGCUUCUUCCGCCGCAGCAUCCAGAAGAACAUGGUGUACACGUGUCAUCGGGACAAGAACUGCAUCAUCAAUAAGGUGACCCGGAACCGCUGCCAGUACUGCCGGCUGCAGAAGUGCUUCGAAGUGGGCAUGUCCAAGGAGUCCGUGAGGAACGACCGAAACAAGAAGAAGAAGGAGGCGCCCAAGCCCGAGUGCUCGGAGAGCUACACGCUGACGCCGGAGGUGGGGGAGCUCAUCGAGAAGGUGCGCAAAGCGCAUCAGGAGACCUUCCCCGCCCUCUGCCAGCUGGGCAAAUACACUACGAACAACAGCUCAGAACAGCGUGUCUCUCUGGACAUUGACCUCUGGGACAAGUUCAGUGAACUCUCCACCAAGUGCAUCAUUAAGACUGUGGAGUUCGCCAAGCAGCUGCCCGGCUUCACCACCCUCACCAUUGCGGACCAGAUCACCCUUCUCAAGGCUGCCUGCCUGGACAUCCUGAUCCUGCGGAUCUGCACGCGGUACACGCCCGAGCAGGACACAAUGACCUUCUCGGAUGGGCUGACCCUGAACCGGACCCAGAUGCACAAUGCCGGCUUCGGCCCUCUCACGGACCUGGUCUUCGCCUUCGCCAACCAGCUGCUGCCCCUGGAGAUGGAUGAUGCUGAGACUGGGCUGCUCAGUGCCAUCUGCCUCAUCUGUGGAGACCGGCAGGACCUGGAGCAGCCAGACAGGGUGGACAUGCUGCAGGAGCCGCUACUUGAGGCACUGAAGGUCUAUGUGCGGAAACGGAGGCCCAGCCGCCCACACAUGUUCCCCAAGAUGCUGAUGAAGAUCACAGACCUGCGAAGCAUCAGUGCUAAGGGGGCUGAGCGGGUGAUCACGCUGAAGAUGGAGAUCCCGGGCUCCAUGCCACCUCUCAUCCAGGAAAUGUUGGAGAACUCAGAGGGCCUGGACACUCUGAGCGGACAAGGGGGGGCCGGGGGGCGGGAUGGGGGCGGCCUGGCUCCCCCGCCCGGCAGCUGCAGCCCCAGCCUCAGCCCCAGCUCAAACAGAAGCAGCCCGGCCACGCACUCCCCGUGACUGCCCGUGCCCUGUGGACACAGCCCUUGCCCCGUGCCCUGGCUUUUCUCUGCCUUUCUACCAACCAUGCGAUCCUUGCCAGCCCUGCC
Messenger RNA from Mesoplodon densirostris (Blainville's beaked whale), 2073 nucleotides. It is a transcript of the gene RARA, whose product is annotated as retinoic acid receptor alpha. The coding region runs from base 596 to 1984 and encodes 462 amino acids. NCBI's taxonomy places the organism in Eukaryota, Metazoa, Chordata, Mammalia, Artiodactyla, Ziphiidae. The record is from RefSeq and is a predicted model, not a curated record. Gene Ontology annotation, molecular function: nuclear receptor activity; nuclear glucocorticoid receptor binding; RNA polymerase II cis-regulatory region sequence-specific DNA binding. The transcript has 9 exons. Gene Ontology annotation, cellular component: nucleus; transcription regulator complex. Gene Ontology annotation, biological process: regulation of transcription by RNA polymerase II; retinoic acid receptor signaling pathway; cellular response to corticotropin-releasing hormone stimulus.